UACAUAGAAUGAACCUUUCAAUUUUGACAAUCGAAGUUGUCAAGAUCUGCGAGUUGCGAGUUGUACUGUAAACGUAGUGGAAAAAUCUUGAAGUUUACCGGCUUCGAUAGUCUUUUACAUGCGUUUGAAAUCCUAAAAAUAAAGUAGUUGAAAUGAAGCAGCUAUUCUUCUUAAUUAUUUCAUUUUUUGUCCUCAUAGGAUGUACUACUACAAAAGCUGAAGAUCUUGGAGAAGGAAGUGUUGAAGAAGUUGAACUUGAUCUAGGAGCAAGCCGAGAAGGAUCAAGAACUGAUGAUGAAGUUGUCAAAAGGGAAGAAGAAGCAAUCAAAUUGGAUGGCCUCAACGUAGCACAGCUCCGAGAGCUUAGAGAAAAAUCGGAAAAGUUUGCUUUCCAAACGGAAGUAAACAGAAUGAUGAAACUCAUUAUUAAUUCCCUUUAUAGAAAUAAAGAGAUAUUUUUGAGGGAAUUGAUCUCAAAUGCCUCUGAUGCACUGGAUAAAAUACGAAUGCUUUCACUUACUGACAAAGAGGUUCUCAAUUCUCAGCCUGAAAUGAACAUAAGAAUAAAAGCAGAUAAAGAGUCAGGAAUGCUACAUAUAACUGACACUGGCAUAGGAAUGACAAAGGAAGAUCUGAUAAACAAUCUUGGUACUAUAGCAAAAUCUGGAACCGCCGAAUUUCUGGCUAAAAUGCAAACCUCUGAAACCAGUCAGGAUAUGAAUGAUAUGAUUGGACAGUUUGGUGUUGGAUUCUACUCUGCUUUCUUGGUUGCCGAUAGAGUUACUGUCACUUCUAAACAUAAUGAUGAUAAGCAGUACAUUUGGGAAUCUGAUUCUGCAAGUUUUAGUAUUAUUGAAGAUCCAAGAGGAGACUCCCUGAAAAGAGGUACUACUAUCAGCCUAGAACUAAAGCCGGAAGCUAAAGACUUCCUAGAACAUGAAACCAUUCGUAAUUUGGUUAAGAAAUAUUCGCAAUUUAUCAAUUUUCCUAUCUAUUUGUGGACCAGUCACACUGAAACAUCUGAAGAACCUUUAGAUGAAGAUGUCGAAGACAAGCCAGGGCCUUCUGAUGAGGAAGAUGCAGCAGUUGAAGAAGAAAAGGAAGAAGAGAAACCAAAGACCAAGAAGGUAGAAAAGACCGUUUGGGAUUGGGAAUUGCUCAAUGACAGCAAACCAUUGUGGACAAGAAAACCCUCUGAAGUAGAUGAUAAGGAGUAUGAUGAGUUUUACAGGGCUCUAACUAAAGACACCAAGGAACCUUUGACUAAAAUUCAUUUUGUUGCAGAAGGUGAAGUCACCUUCAAAGCACUAUUGUUUGUCCCUACAGUUCAGCCUUCAGAAAGUUUCAAUAGGUAUGGAACAAAAACUGACAACAUUAAGCUAUAUGUUCGUAGAGUAUUCAUUACUGAUGAGUUCAAUGACAUGAUGCCUUCGUACCUGAAUUUCAUUAGAGGAAUUGUUGAUUCAGACGAUUUACCUCUGAAUGUUUCUCGUGAAACUCUUCAACAGCACAAACUGAUUAAGGUUAUCAAAAAGAAACUAGUAAGAAAAGUUCUGGACAUGCUCAAGAAACUACCUGAAGAGGAAUAUGAGAAGUUCUGGAAAGAGUUUUCCACCAACAUCAAGCUGGGAACUAUUGAAGAUCCUGCUAAUCGAACUAGACUGGCUAAACUGUUGAGAUUCAUCUCAUCUACCGGAGGUCAGUUGACUGGCCUUGCAGAGUAUGUCAGCAGAAUGAAGCCGAAACAAGAUACUAUAUUCUACAUUGCUGGGGCUUCAAAGGAAGAGGUGGAGAAGUCACCAUUCAUUGAAAGAUUACUCCGUAAAGGAUAUGAAGUGCUCUAUCUAACCGAAGCUGUUGAUGAAUAUGCCAUUUCAGCUAUUCCUGAAUUUGAAGGAAAAAAAUUCCAGAAUGUGGCCAAAGAAGGUUUCAGUUUAUCUGAGAUUGAGGGAGACAAGGAGAAUUUGGAGCAACUGAAGUCUACUUUCGAACCUCUAAAUAAAUGGUUGCAUGAUGAUGCUCUGAAGGACCAGAUUGCCAAAGCAGUAGUUUCUGAAAGGUUGAGCGAAUCUCCAUGUGCUCUAGUUGCCAGCAGAUAUGGAUGGACUGGUAACAUGGAAAGAUUGGCCGUAUCCAACGCCCACCAAAAAUCAGAUGAUCCCCAACGCACUUACUACUUAAGUCAGAAGAAGACAUUAGAAAUCAAUCCGCGUCACCCAUUGAUGAAGGAGCUGCUCAAAAGGGUAAACGAUGAUCCUAGUGAUCCCAUUGCAAAAAAUAUGGCUAAGGUGAUGUUCCAAACAGCCACCUUGAGAUCUGGAUAUAUGCUAAGAGAAACUGCAGAUUUUGCACAUUCCAUUGAAACUAUGAUGAGGAAAUCGCUGGGUAUACCCAUCAAUGAGCAGGUGGAGGAGGAGGAAGAUAUUCCUGAAGAUGGGAUUCCAGAGGAAGAGAAUCUUGAUGCAGAUGCGAAAGAUGAUGAACAUGACGAAUUGUAAUUAUAAAAUUUUUUUUUUGAGUGUCUGUGUGUAUGUAUGAUGGAAUUAUAUUUGAUUGUUUUGUACAAUCCUGAAAGACUGUACUCCUAAUUUUG
Leptinotarsa decemlineata (Colorado potato beetle) is the source of this 2593-nucleotide messenger RNA. RefSeq names its product heat shock protein 90 Gp93 (gene Gp93). Lineage: Eukaryota; Metazoa; Arthropoda; Insecta; Coleoptera; Chrysomelidae. Gene Ontology annotation, biological process: protein folding. The record is from RefSeq and is a predicted model, not a curated record. Gene Ontology annotation, molecular function: ATP-dependent protein folding chaperone; ATP binding; ATP hydrolysis activity.